This is a messenger RNA of Pocillopora damicornis (cauliflower coral), 1364 nucleotides long. RefSeq lists its product as uncharacterized. Gene Ontology annotation, molecular function: oligosaccharide binding. Lineage: Eukaryota; Metazoa; Cnidaria; Anthozoa; Scleractinia; Pocilloporidae. The record is from RefSeq and is a predicted model, not a curated record.
UUUUAUUCAUCCUUAACAAGAAUCCAUUAUCUCCGGGAAAAAUCUCUUCUUUUAAGAUACUGCUGAAAUGACAUUGAAGAUCUUUUUGAUGGUUUUCCUCAUAUCACGUAUUCCUGUAAUCAAAGGAGGAAAAGACCCUUGUUCGUCAUACAAAAAGCUAACCGAAUCUGACAGAGAGAGGAAAUUCACUCAAGAUAAAGGAAAAAGCGACGCAGCGGAUUUGAAGCCUAAAAAAUGGUACCGUUUUACCGAUGAUGCAGGAUUCAAAUUGGCAAACAGGUUGAAGAAAAACGAGUGUGUUGCCGGGCCGGCAUGUGGUGCAAUGUAUCCCGGAUUUAUGCUUGGUGCUAAUCCCAAGAAUAUUGGAAAGACUGUCAAAAAGAAAGUUUGUUUCGAUGAAGGCAACAAUUGUUGUGCUAAAAAGGUGUUUGUCAAGGUCAAAAGAUGUCCACAAGAUUUCCUCAUUUAUCAGUUACCUGCAGCGCCGUCUGGGAGUUAUCGCUACUGUGGCAGUAAGAGAAGAGAGAAGCCCUCCGAAUGUCCUACAACAGCUCCACCAAUAAAUAUUGGAGAAGACAAGGAUCAUCCUGGCAAGUCGUGUAAGGUUAUUAAAGAACAAAAUUCUCACGGAGGGUCAGGACUGUACUGGAUAAACCCAUCCGGUGGAAAAGCAUUCCGUGCUUACUGUGACCAAGAAACUGAUGGAGGAGGCUGGACAUUAGUGUAUAGUUACACCUUUACAAAUUAUCCCAACUUUGCGGACGGUAGUAAUGCAGUCACACCACGUCCCUCAUGGCCAGCGGAAGGGGAAAUUCCGAUAUCGACGAAGGUACCUUUGAAAGAGACACAGUUGGGUGCCAUGAACUUUAAAUUCUGGAAACAAAUAGGCAACGAGUUCAUGGUCAAGUCCAACAUCAACCACUGGAUCGCUUGUAAAGAAGGAAUCGGAAGCCUGGUGGAUUACAAAGCUGGCAGCCUGAGCUGUAAAGUAAUAAAAAAUAUCGCCACUGUCUGCCCAAAUGUUGCUCCUGACGAGAUACGUAUACUUACCAAAGAAUCGUCCUCUAAUUAUGGUCCUCAUCUGUACUAUUCCAAGAGCACUACCGAGUUGAAGACCUAUUACUACUGGGAGAGUUCAACCCAGACCGGUAACUGGCCCACGCAUGACCCCUGUGGGAAAAAUGGUUUGUUUCACGUCAGAAAUGUGGUUAAUCCCCACGGCAACAUUUUUAUUCGUUAGGUUAUUCGGUAAUUGUACCAUAAGAGGGUCAAUUAAGUGAGGCAUUUUGUGCCAGAUGGGAUGAUUUUUAGCCAAACUCAGCUGUAAACAAAAAUGCUGCAGAACUAAAUAAAUUUAAACCAAU